AUGCCCCCAGCCCUUAGUGAAGACGAUUCCUCUGAUGCCGGCGGGUUCUCCACUCCCCCGCGCGCGACGCGAAAGUCGGCCUCGGCUGGCGCAGCCUCGGAUCCUAACGACGAUGUUGAUGCCAAUGGCGAGGAUUUCGAUGAACAAGACGAGGAGGGAGAGGAGGAUGAAGACCUCGAGGAGGACGAGUAUGUUGUCGAGGCGAUCAAGAAGCACAUCAUCGACGACGACGGAAGCUUGAAAUUCCACGUCAAGUGGGAAGGAUACGAUGCCGUGGCGGACAUGACAUGGGAGCCGGAGGAAAACCUCCAAGAAUCCGCAUCAGAAAUCCUCGAAGAGUAUUUUGCCAAGAUCGGCGGACGAGAGAAGAUUUUCGAGCAGACGGAAAAAGCCAGCAAAACCAAGAAGCGUCGGCGAACGACAAAUGGCACCCCAAGCACAACAUCAACAGCGAAGCGGUCUCGACGCAGCGCAGCGCAUCCGGCCGACACAACACCUCCAGCGACUGCGAAGAAGUGGAGUCCUCCAGCCGGCUCGUGGGAGGACGAGAUCGAGACGAUCGAUGCUUGCGAGGAAGAGGGUAGUGGCAAGCUGGUUGUCUAUCUGAUCUGGAAGAAUGGCAACAAGACGAAGCAUGACACUCAGAUCAUCUACAAGAAGUGUCCACAAAAGAUGCUCCAAUUCUACGAGCGACACGUCAAGAUCAUUAGAGAGGAGCAGAAGGCGCAAGUGGACGAAGCUGAGGCUGCACUCAACAAAGUCUAUUGGCCUGAGACAUCUCCAUCUUGA
Molecule: messenger RNA, 789 nt
Organism: Fusarium keratoplasticum
Lineage: Eukaryota; Fungi; Ascomycota; Sordariomycetes; Hypocreales; Nectriaceae
Product: Chromo domain-containing protein
Exons: 8
Coding region: 1-789 (262 amino acids)
Biological process (GO): chromatin organization; negative regulation of transcription by RNA polymerase II
Cellular component (GO): pericentric heterochromatin; nucleus
Molecular function (GO): chromatin binding
Source: RefSeq, a predicted model, not a curated record